AAGCCAGCCGCCAAAAAAUAUCAAUGUUAUUUCACGUCCACUUCUUGACGUAAUUCGUUGUUCUUGUUUGUGAUUCCUAAAAACAUAAAGAUGAAAUCCGUUAUGAUUGUUCUUCUCGCAUUUGUGGCCAUGGCUGCAGCACAGGGUGUGCAUAUUGUCGACAACAAUCCUUCCCAUGUACAUGUAGUUGACAACAAUCCAAGUCAUGUUCACGUUGUUGACAACAAUCCAAGUCACGUUCAAGUAGUCGACCACAAUCCGAGUCACGUUCAAGUAGUCGAUCACAAUCCGAGUCACGUACACGUAGUCGACCACAACCCGAGCCACGUUCAAGUUGUGGAAGAAGCCGACAAUCACAAUAGUUUCAACAAGCCUGUAUUCGCUCCCGACUCCGGCUUCUACGUACCCCACAACCCAAACAAUGGCUACGAGCAAAUAAGUGCUGAGCCUGCCUUCGUUGACCAAGGAACUUUCCAGAACAGACCUUACCCAUACUUCAAGCAUUCCGACCCAGCUCUCCGCGGGGGAAAGUAAACGACGAAACGUAUACAUGAACCGAUUCCAAUAUGUCUAUAUGUAUUUUUAUAUGAUUAAAUAAAUAUAGGAUUUGUUAAAAACCUAUUAAGUACAACACUUUUUUUUUCACUAGUAUUUGAUCAUAUUAAUUGUUCUAAUAAAAUAUAAGUAAAUAACAGU
Molecule: messenger RNA, 696 nt
Organism: Vanessa atalanta (red admiral)
Lineage: Eukaryota; Metazoa; Arthropoda; Insecta; Lepidoptera; Nymphalidae
Exons: 14
Coding region: 91-534 (147 amino acids)
Source: RefSeq, a predicted model, not a curated record